GCGUCGUACGACCGGGCAUACAGGCAAUCAUCGCUGGGGUCAAAUCCCCAUUCAUAACCCCAGGACCGAGGAGUAGAAGAACUUGUUUUUCUCCUUCGUGACCCACAAACGAUGGGACGUCCGGACUCCGCGACGGCGACGGCCAACGCGCCGAAGAACAGCAGCAAACGCGAGAGCUCGUGGCUCAAGAAAUGGCUGCUACGAUCCAUCUUUCUGGGCAUUAUUUUUGCAGUAUACAGCUGGCUGGACAGCAUCAAGGAUCGGUUCUACGUGUUCACUCCCGAAUACCUGCAUGAGCUCUCCCAGGCAGCGAUUUCGGCCGCGCCGUCACCCAGCGACACGGACUUCAUGGUGUCCUACAUCGUGUCCAACCUCUCCGCGACGUACCCUUCUUCCGUGAUUGCGCUCAACACAAACACGUCCGAGUGGGUGCUGAACAACGCAGGUGGCGCGAUGGGCGCAAUGUACAUCAUCCAUGCGAGCAUCACCGAGUACCUCAUCGUGUUCGGCACGCCGCUCGGAACGGAGGGCCACACCGGGCUGCACACCGCGGACGACUAUUUCAACAUCCUCGUCGGCGAGCAGUGGGCGUUCUCCCCGCCGAAGCUCGAGAUGGAGCGUUAUGGCCCAGGGAGCGUGCACCACCUCCAGCGUGGGCAGGUCAAGCAGUACAAGAUGCACGAGGGGUGCUUCGCGCUGGAAUACGCGAGAGGCUGGAUCCCGCUCAUGUUGCCGUUCGGGCUGAUGGACGUCCUUACGUCCACCCUGGACUAUUGGUCAUUAUACCACACCGUCCGUGUCACAGGAAGGGAGAUGCUGAGGAACCUCCUACUAGGAAAGAUCUGAUUCUAGAGUGGGUGAACAAAAUUCCCUGUGCAUGUCGAUGGGCCAGAACUAUAGGACCGUAUACCCUGCUUGGUUUAUGAAUCCAUCAUUCUUGACACCAUCGUGAUGUGAGAGACGUUAGCGG
Molecule: messenger RNA, 970 nt
Organism: Laetiporus sulphureus 93-53
Lineage: Eukaryota; Fungi; Basidiomycota; Agaricomycetes; Polyporales; Laetiporaceae
Product: C-8 sterol isomerase
Exons: 3
Coding region: 112-846 (244 amino acids)
Biological process (GO): ergosterol biosynthetic process
Cellular component (GO): endoplasmic reticulum
Source: RefSeq, a predicted model, not a curated record